AUGUCUGCUGAGAUAUCAAACUCACAAUUCCAUACUGGCCGCCUACCGAAUGGCGCCAAGAGUCGCAACAGACCGAAGUUGAUGCUCAUGGGUCAAAGAAGAAGCGGAAAGUCAUCAAUCUCCGGUGUAGUCUUCCAAAAAAUGCCACCUUCUGAGACGCUGUACCUCGAGACCACGACGCGCCCCGAAGAAUCGUCUGCACACUCCUUCAUGGACUUCCAAAUAGCAGAACUUCCAGGCCACGUCAACUACUUCACACCCGACUUCAAUCAGGCCAAUAUCUUUGCCGAGAUCGGUGCCGUCAUCUGGGUCAUUGAUGCCCAGGACCAGUAUCUUGACGCUCUCAACCAACUCAUUGACACGAUAACCUACUUGGCCCAAACAUGGCCUGCGAUAAACGUCGAGGUCUUCGUGCACAAGGUUGAUGGUCUUUCCGAGGAAUACAAGAACGACACCUUCCGCGAUAUCCGACAACGAAUCCUGGAUGAGCUCUCUGAUCUCGGUUAUGACAAUGCACCUGUCAGUUUCUAUCAGACUAGCAUCUACGAUCAUUCCGUCUUUGAGUCGAUCAGCAAAGUUAUACAGAAGCUUCUGCCACAGCUGCCCACAUUGGAGAGUCUGCUCAACAGCUUGUGUAGUACGUGCCGAAUUCAAAAGGCAUACCUAUUCGACAUCAUCACCAAGAUCUACAUCGCAUCAGACACAAGUCCUCAAGACACUAAUAGCUACGAGAUCUGCUCCGACUUCAUUGAUGUAGUGGUGGACAUUGGCGAAUUAUACGGCUGGGCACGACCCCAACAGGGCGAGAAGACCGAAUUCAACAACCAUGCCUGCGAGAGUAUGGUCACCAUGGAGAAGAAGGGGCAGAACUAUCUAUAUCUUCGGGAGAUGAACAGAUAUCUUGCUCUAGUUUGCAUCAUGGGCGAUGACAACCCCAUGGAGAAGAAGGUGCUCAUAGACUACAAUGUGGGUGUGUUCCAAGAAGCUCUUGCAAAAGUCUUCGGCUGGUGA
This is a messenger RNA of Aureobasidium namibiae CBS 147.97, 1011 nucleotides long. Its product is annotated as ras-related GTP-binding protein-like protein C. Gene Ontology annotation, molecular function: GTPase activity; GTP binding. The transcript is spliced from 4 exons. Gene Ontology annotation, cellular component: Gtr1-Gtr2 GTPase complex; fungal-type vacuole membrane; nucleus. The record is from RefSeq and is a predicted model, not a curated record. Gene Ontology annotation, biological process: positive regulation of TOR signaling; cellular response to amino acid stimulus; regulation of autophagy. Lineage: Eukaryota; Fungi; Ascomycota; Dothideomycetes; Dothideales; Saccotheciaceae. The coding region runs from base 1 to 1011 and encodes 336 amino acids.